Rhinocladiella mackenziei CBS 650.93 is the source of this 1416-nucleotide messenger RNA. RefSeq lists its product as uncharacterized. Bases 1 to 1416 code for a protein of 471 amino acids. Gene Ontology annotation, cellular component: cytoplasm; mitochondrion. The record is from RefSeq and is a predicted model, not a curated record. Gene Ontology annotation, molecular function: L-kynurenine:2-oxoglutarate transaminase activity; pyridoxal phosphate binding. The transcript has 3 exons. Lineage: Eukaryota; Fungi; Ascomycota; Eurotiomycetes; Chaetothyriales; Herpotrichiellaceae. Gene Ontology annotation, biological process: biosynthetic process.
AUGAACUUCUCUUUCUCAGCUACUACAGCGGCAGUCAAAUCAGCCUCUCGUCAAGUCACUCCAGCUGGACUCCUACCCUCUGGCAGUCCACCCUGGUUGACACGCUCUACCGUUCGCUGUCGCAACAUAUCCUCCACCUCCAGAAUGGAUGCCAAAUUCGCCCCCGCGAAGCGUGUCGCGGGGCAGAGACAAGACGUAUGGUCUAUCGUCAAUGAGGCGGCAGCUGCGUCUCCCGUACAACCUAUCGUCAAUAUGGGUCAAGGGUUUUUUGGUUACAAUCCUCCUCAAUUCGUCAUCGAUGCGGCAAAGAGUGCCCUUGAUCGCGUAGACUGCAACCAAUAUUCCCCCACCAAAGGUCGACCGAGGCUGAAAGCGGCCCUCGCCGAUGCGUAUACACCCUUCUUUGGCAGAAAAUUGAACCCCGAGACAGAAGUGACUAUUACAACCGGGGCCAAUGAGGGCAUGUUGAGCGCAUUCAUGGGAUUUGUCGAACCAGGCGACGAGGUCAUAAUUUUUGAGCCCUUUUUUGAUCAGUAUCUCAGUAACAUCGAAAUGCCCGGCGGUACAAUCAGAUAUGUGCCGAUGCAUCCUCCUGCAGACGGCGCGGAACGUACGUCUUCGGCAGCAAACUGGACCGUUGACUUUGAAGAGUUGGAAAAGGCAUUCAAUCCCAAGACCAAGAUGAUUGUCAUUAAUUCACCGCAUAACCCGGUCGGCAAAGUCUUCAGCAAAGAGGAACUCACACGGAUCGGAGAUCUUUGCCUUAAGUAUCAAGUCAUCAUUCUCUCGGAUGAGGUUUAUGAUCGUUUAUACUACGUCCCGUUCACUCGGAUAGCGACUCUUUCUCCCGAACUGGCCAAAAUCACACUCACGGUUGGAUCCGCGGGCAAAAAUUUUUAUGCAACCGGUUGGCGAGUUGGGUAUUUGAUUGGACCUCCCGAUCUUGUCAAAUACGUUGCUGCAGCUCAUACCCGGAUCUGCUAUUCAAGUGUCUCUCCGCUUCAAGAAGCGGCCGCAAUUGGUUUCGAACAAGCUGAUAAAGUCGGAUUCUGGGACCAAGCUGUCAAGGAAAUGAAAGGCAAAAUGGACCGCUUCUGUGAAGUCUUUGAUGAACUCAAUAUUCCUUACUCGAUUCCCGAAGGUGGCUAUUUCGUUCUGGCCAAUUUCUCAAAAGUCAAACUCCCCGAAAACUACUCGUUCCCGGACCAUGUCAAGGACCGACCGCGAGAUUUUAAGAUGUCUUGGUUCUUGAUUAUGGAACUGGGUGUCGCGGCAAUCCCUCCGUCGGAGUUUUACACCGAUGAACGAGCGCAUUUGGCUGAAGAUUGGAUGAGAUUUGCCGUUUGUAAGAACGAUGAUGUCCUUGAAAAUGCAAAGGCUCGGUUGCGAGGGUUGACGAAAUACAUGACUGCAUAA